Macrosiphum euphorbiae (potato aphid) is the source of this 1197-nucleotide messenger RNA. The record is from the annotation of a GenBank genome assembly. Lineage: Eukaryota; Metazoa; Arthropoda; Insecta; Hemiptera; Aphididae.
AUGUUUCAAUUUAAUAAUAUUUGUAAUUCAAAAAAUGAUAUUCUUGACUAUGUUAUAUCAAACAAUAACUCUAUUAAUGUAAUUUUAAAUAAGUUUCCUGUAGUAAAUGUUGAUUUAUAUCACCCUCCACUUGAAAUAAGUUGUGUUGUUUCACUUUUAAAAAUAAAAGAUUUAAAAUAUAAUGAAAUUGUAUAUGAUUGGGAAAAAGCAAAUUACUAUCAAAUACAUUUAUCACUGUCAUCGAUUAAUUGGUUGGAUAUAUUUUUAAAUAAUAAUAUAGAAUCUAAUAUUUCAUUAUUCUACUCGUUAUUAUCUAACAUAAUUAAUAGCUUUGUACCAACUUACAUUAAACGCAACUCUUCAUAUCCUAUAUGGUUUAGUAAUGAACUUAAAUCACUAAUUAAUCAAAAAAAAAAAGCUCAUUAUAACUUUAAAUAUUUAAAAUCUUAUUCAAAUUACAUAAAAUUUUCAAAUCUAAGAACUAAAUGCAAAAAUCUAAGACAUAUAGACUAUUCUACAUAUUUAAAAAAUGUUCAAAAUAAUGUAAUAUCAAAUCCCAAAUACUUCUGGAAAUUUUUUAACGAUAAAAAACCUAAAAAUGACCUUCCUAAUUUAAUGCAAUUUAAUGACAAGGAGGCAAGCGAUGGACAAUCCAUAGUAGACAUGUUUAAAGAAUAUUUUUCAAGUGUAUACACAUCACCCUUAACAAAUCCUAAUUACAAACAUAACAUUUCAAAUUCAAUACCAAAUAUUUGCAAUACCAACAUUUCUUUAAUGGAUAUUUUCAACGAAUUAGACAAUCUAAAUAUAAAUCUAUGUCCAGGUCCAGAUAAUAUAUCUCCUAAAUUUCUUUAUAAUUGCCGCUUCAUAUUAUCAUAUCCAAUUCACUACUUAUUCAAACAAUCGUUAUCAUCUGGAACUUUUCCAUCACUUUUUAAAAUAGUUUAUAUUUCCGCGUUAUUUAAAAAAGGAGAUCGUUCAUCCGUUUUAAAUUAUCGUCCUAUCUCAAUAAUAUCAAUCAUACCUAAGAUUUUCACAAAAUUAAUAAAUGACAAACUAUUCCCUAUAUUAAAAAACAUUAUUAUCAAAGAACAACAUGGUUUUCUUACUAAACGAUCAACCAUUACGAAUUUAGCCACAUUCAAACAAACCAUUUUUGAAUCUUUUAAUAUGAAUACACAAACAGAUAUGAUAUAA